Messenger RNA from Magallana angulata, 1250 nucleotides. RefSeq names its product leucine-rich repeat-containing protein 23-like. NCBI's taxonomy places the organism in Eukaryota, Metazoa, Mollusca, Bivalvia, Ostreida, Ostreidae. Bases 17 to 1042 code for a protein of 341 amino acids. The transcript is spliced from 9 exons. The record is from RefSeq and is a predicted model, not a curated record. Gene Ontology annotation, molecular function: protein binding.
UUUUAACUUAAAAAAGAUGUCGGACACCGAAGAACAAAUAGGAGAGGAGGAGGAGGAAGUCAAGGGUGGGGACGAAGAGGAACAGUUAGGUGAAGAAGAAGAGAAGCUGGGAGAAGAAGAAAAACAAGAAGAGGAAGAGGAAGAAGAGAAAGUUCCUGAAAAUCCAUUGACAGAGGAAACUGUUGGAGAAUGCCUCUCACUGCUCUGUAAAACUGGUGAUGGUUUGGCCCAUGCAUUUGUCAGAUUGGAUAUACAUGAAAGAGAAAUUACAGAUAUCAGUAUCUUGAAAGCCUUUAUUCACCUGAGAUACAUUGACCUGAGUGGGAAUAAACUAAAAGAUAUCAGUUCACUUAGUGUUUUAACUCAUUUACUGACAUUGAAAGCUGACAAUAAUUUACUUGUGUCAGCAAAGUUAGAAGAGAUGCCAUUCUUACAAAUUGCCAGCUUCAACAAAAAUAAAAUAAAAUCACUGGAAGGAGUUAAUCACCCAAUGUUGGAACACCUGAGUCUGAAUGACAAUGAAAUAAACCAAAUAUCAGGUCUAGAUCCAGUUAAACUGUCCCGUUUACACACACUGGAGCUGAGAGGAAACAAACUGGAGACCACAGAAGGAGUUUGUCUUCCAAAUCUGAAGAACUUGUUCCUUGCAGCUAAUACAAUUAAGAAAGUUGAAGGCAUGAACAGACUUCAGAGUUUAACCACUCUACAUCUGAGAGACAACCAGUUAGAAGCUUUAGAUGGAUUUGUUGAGGAUUUAAAGAUGCUACAAUACGUCAACUUCAGAGGAAACAACAUCACAUCACUAAAAGAAUUACAGAAACUUCAGCCUCUGCCAAUGUUGAGAGCUCUGGUACUAUCAGAGAACCCUGCUGCUGAGGAGGAGGAUUAUCGCCUCGAGGUUCUGAUCACUCUGAGGAAGCUUGAGAGGCUGGACAAGGAGGAGUAUAAUGAUGAGGAGCGCGAGGAGGCAGAACAGAUCUACGAACAGAGGCGACAGGAGGAGCUGGCAGCGGAGAAUACAACAGAAGGAGAGCAAGAAUGAGGAAGGAUCAGAAGCAGAGGAGGACUAGAGGACCAGUAAAAAAUAACACCUUUAAAACCGCAAUAGAAAUUGCAGAAAGUGUCUUUGAAAUGAAAACAGCUCACAUCUGACAUGGAAAGCCAGUGUUGAAUUUGUGAACAAAUAUCUGUGAUAUAUUAUUUACUGUACAAUAUCUGUUUAUAGAAAUUCUAAUCACAUCUUUUUUUUU